UCACGUAAUGGUGGACAUUUUAACGGGUGUUCAGUCAAACUCUACCAUGGCAUCUAAAAGGCAACAAGGCGAAUGUAUAAAGUCAAACAAGAAGAAAAAGAUCAAUAACUGCGAAGAAACACCAGAACUUUGCCGAGUCGUUCGAGACGAGAACGUGAGGAGGGCUGUGAAGGAGGCGUGGAGCAUGAAGUCUCACUACACCCACGGUGAUUUGGAGUUUGAUUGCCAUCCAUUCCCUCACUGCGUCAUCAAAAACUUCAUCAGAAGUGAGAAUUUCUUGGAGAACCUACAGAGAGAACUGCUCACACUCAACUUUCAUGCAAAGUCCAACGAUCUCUACAAAUUUAAACAGUCAGAUGACUUGAAAAAGCGAACCGAACCACACAUAUCAGGCGUGAGAUCAGCACUGUUCAGUCAAUUCAGGGUAUGGCUUGAGGAGGUAUUAGGUGUGAAAUUGGAGCCCACUGUGGAUAUUUCUUGUGCCAAAUAUGAAUACAGCGAUAUUCUUUUGUGUCAUGACGAUGAACUGGAGGGCAGGCGUGUUGCCUUCAUUCUUUACCUUGUCCCCCCGUGGUUGUGCACCGAUGGGGGAUCGCUCGAUCUUUACACAACAGACGGUCAUUUCCAACCACAGAGUGUUGUCAAGUCUCUUGUGCCUUCUUGGAAUACGCUCGUAUUUUUCGAAGUGUCUCCAGUCUCCUUUCACCAAGUGUCUGAGGUGUUUUCACAAAACAAGUGUCGUCUGUCUCUAAGCGGAUGGUUUCACGGGCCGUCUCUUGAGCGUCCUCCUCGCCACACAGGGCCUCUCGUCUCACGGAGCGAACACUUACCGAGAGAUGAGACAUUGCUGCUUGAGUGGAUCAAUCCACUCUAUCUGGAUAUUUCCUACCAGGAGCAGAUUCAGGAAGAGUUUGAGGAAAGCUCUGAAAUUCAGCUGAAAGAUUUUCUCAGGGAGGAGAAAUUCAGCCAGGUGUGUGAAGCCCUGCAAUUGGCUCAGAUCCAGUGGACGCUGAAAGGUCCUGCCAAUAAGAGAUGCUACGCAGCAGCGUGUCUGGACACCUUGCCCGAGUGUGUUCGUGCUUGUUGGGAGCUGCUUCAUUCAGAAGCGUUCUUCCUGCUUCUAUCCAACUUUACGGGCCUCCGAUUGCACUACUUGUGCCCUGGUGAUGAUAACGAUGAUGAUGAUGGUGGUGGCGAAAAUAAAGACAAACAGAAGAAAGAAAGCGGUGAAAAGGACGAACAAGCCUCAAGCUCCUCAAAUGAAACAAUCAAAGACUCAGAGCCGAGUACACCCAAGUGUUGUGGUGAAUUGCGACGAUGGACCCACGGCAACUACACUUUACUGCACGAUGGAGAGGCAGCACGAGCGGAAUACGCACUAGACCUCAUUUUGCCUUUUAGCUGUGCAGGUUGGCAGUCAGAGUUCGGAGGCUUCAGUUGUUACGUUGCGAAUGAAGAGGACGAGGAGCUGCUGACCAUCUAUCCCGAAGAUAAUUCCCUCGCUCUGGUCUACAGAGACAAGGAAACCCUCAAAUUUGUCAAGCAUGUCAACCACAAAAGCAAGAAUGAUUCUUCUUCCAGAGUAUUCUAUGACUUCUCUUUUGUUUAUUAUGAAUAA
Molecule: messenger RNA, 1618 nt
Organism: Phycodurus eques (leafy seadragon)
Lineage: Eukaryota; Metazoa; Chordata; Actinopteri; Syngnathiformes; Syngnathidae
Gene: ogfod1
Product: 2-oxoglutarate and iron-dependent oxygenase domain containing 1
Exons: 13
Coding region: 8-1618 (536 amino acids)
Biological process (GO): peptidyl-proline hydroxylation; regulation of translational termination
Cellular component (GO): cytoplasm
Molecular function (GO): iron ion binding; L-ascorbic acid binding; peptidyl-proline dioxygenase activity
Source: RefSeq, a predicted model, not a curated record